AUGUGGUUAGUUGCGAAAAACAGUUUCCUGCUGUCGCCUGAUCUAACGCUGAUCAUUUUAUAUAUUGUCUUAAGAAAUUUAAGGGUGUUGGGGUCCAUCGGGCCAAGAACCUCGAUACAUAUUGGCACGAAUUCCAUCGAGGGGAGGGCGUUCCCAUAUUUUUUCAUUUUCUCGUCCGCUGCUCUGGCCGCGGCCAAACCGCAUUCUUUACUUGUCAGGUUUACAUAUCGUUCGGCAAAUGAUGACAACACAGAUGAUGAAAACACAGAUGAUGACAUCACAGAUGGUGACAACACAGAUGAUGAAAACACAAAUGAUGAAAGCACAGAUGAUGAAAACACAGAUGAUGAAAACACAGAUGAUGAAAACAGAGAUGAUGACGGCGAUGAUGCUGUCGAGCGAUAUAAGUUCCGAGUUUCACGUCUUGUAGUCAUUGUGCUGCCAUUGUACUGUCUCGGCCAAACUCGAAAAUUGUCUCAAAGCGUUCACAGUUCUGCUUAA
Molecule: messenger RNA, 501 nt
Organism: Helobdella robusta
Lineage: Eukaryota; Metazoa; Annelida; Clitellata; Rhynchobdellida; Glossiphoniidae
Exons: 3
Coding region: 1-501 (166 amino acids)
Source: RefSeq, a predicted model, not a curated record